AUGGAUGGAUACCCGUAUACAUGGGAAAAGGGGAAGGGGAUGGUUAAUUGGCUUGAGGAGAGGCUUGACAAGGUCUUAGUAACUGAGGAAUGGCGCAACAUAGUUGAGAGGGCCAGGGUGUCAAAUUUGAGAACUCGAAAAUCUGAUCAUUCGAUUCUCUUUCUGGGAAUUCAUGAGUCCUUAGGGAGGAAUGGGGUUGGUAAGAGGGGAUUUCAAUUUGAGAUGGCAUGGUUGUAUGAUGAGGGGUGUAGGGAGGUGGUUCAGCAGUCAUGGCAGGAAGGACGGGGACAGGGUUUGCAGGGCUGUAUUGAAUACUGUGGAGAUCGGUUAACACGAUGGGGUGGAGACCGGUACCACAAAUAUGGCAAACAGAUUAAUGACCUAAACAAGGAGCAGCAACGGUUGAGGGGAUGUACUGAUCCGGCCUCACUUGCCGAGUUUCAGCGCUUAGAACAGCUUCUAAGUCGCACUGAAGCCCAGGAGGAUGCUUACUGA
Ipomoea nil (Japanese morning glory) is the source of this 495-nucleotide messenger RNA. RefSeq lists its product as uncharacterized. The record is from RefSeq and is a predicted model, not a curated record. Bases 1 to 495 code for a protein of 164 amino acids. NCBI's taxonomy places the organism in Eukaryota, Viridiplantae, Streptophyta, Magnoliopsida, Solanales, Convolvulaceae. The transcript has a single exon.